UUCUCACUCGGAGGAGCAUCUCCCUCCCACCGCCGUGGCCCCCGCCUCUCCUUGGCACUCAGCACCACGACCCUUCGGCUUCGUAUCGCUCCGACGACUCCAAGAAAUCGAACCUCCCCCCGCCCCCCGCCCAAGCCGUAAACCCUUUCUGCGCUCAAGCCCUAACUCCCCUCCUCCACCUCCUCUCGAAAACGCCUAAGCGUGGAGGGAGAAAACCUCGUGCCCUCGUGCCCCGGCUCGAUCAAGAUUUGAUCUUUUUGCCUUAUUCUGGAGGCGUCUGAGGAGCUGGGGUUGGUUUGGUUUCUUUUGUCUUCCAUUGCUGCGUUAGGUUUGGUUUCUGUGAUUGGAUCGCGGCUGAUUGAUUCGGACGAUGGACAAUCGGGAUUCGUCAGGGUCUCCGGCGGCGGUGGCGGGCAAGGACGGGUCCGCGAUGGACGACGGGCUUUUUUUGGUUACGUCGGGGCUGGCCAAGGAGGCUGCCGUUCUUUUUCAGAGCCGGCGCUACACUGAGUGUAUCGAUGUGCUGAAGCAGGUGUUGCAGAAGAAGGAAGAUGAUCCGAAGGUUCUUCAUAACAUAGCUGUUGCAGAGUACUGUCAUGAUGGUUGUCCUGAUCCAAAGAAGCUGUUUGAUGGGUUUGAUAGGGUUAAGACAACAGCUCUUCAUGUGUGCCGUCUCGUACUGGAUAUUGCAUUAUCUUCCCAAGAUACAUCAAAAGCUGCAGAUGUAAUUCAAUAUCUGGAAAAAUCCUUCAGUGUUAGCUCUUUGUCAAACCAAAGUGAUAAUGGAAGAUUGCAGCAACAACCUUUGAACCAAUUUAAAGUUUCUGGAACAAGUAACAUUGCUGCACCAGAUGCUUCUAGUUUGGAUUCAAGUGCCUGUGCAAAUGCUACCGAGAACCCUCUGGUGGGAAAUUUAUCUGAUGAGGCAUUAGAGUAUUAAACUUUGUACUCAACAUUGGGUGGCGGAAAGCAGAACUUGGGUAACCCAACCACAAAUGAUCACUCAAAAACGUCGGCUGAUUGGGCUGCUACUGCCACUGAUUUAAAACUAAAAAUGCAUCUUUACAAGGUCCGACUUCUGCUUCUUACUAGGAACCUGAAGACUGCAAAGCGUGAGCUUUAGCUUGCUAUGAACAUGGUACGUGGUAGAGAUUUAUCUACAGAGCUCCUCCUGAAGUCUCAGUUAGAGUAUGCUCGUGGUAACCAUCACAAGGCUAUAAAACUAUUGGAUACAAUUAGUAACAGAACAGAACCAGUAAUGCUCAGUAUGUAUAACAACAAUAUUGGGUGCAUACUUCACCAGCAAAGGUCCCACCACACAUCAAACUGGUUCUUUAACAAGGCACUGAGACACAGCUUGUUGCUUCGAUCAGAGAAGCCUCUGAAGCUUGCUGUUUUUUCACAGGACAGAUUUUGUCUCAUUGUGCACAACUGUGGGCUUCAGCAUUUAGUAUGUGGAAAGCCAUUGGCUGCAGCUCGCUUUUUUCGUCAAGUCAUUCCAGUCUUUGGCAACCGACCACUUUUCUGGCUUCGUUUUGCUGAAUGCUGUCUGCUAUUAUCAGAGAAGGGGUUGCUAGGUGGUUCUUCAAGUGGCGAAGAGAUUAAAGUUCAUGUUGCUGGUUCAGGCAAAUGGCAGCAACUAGUUGUCAACAAUGUGAACUCGAGAUCUACCGAUUCAGAUUCUAUAGCAGGAGAUGCUGUGACCAGUGGUGAUGAUCAGAUCUUGAUCUCACUUCCAUUUGCUCGGCAGUGUCUUCUCAAUGCUCAGCUUUUAUUGGAUACUUUGGAUCGGAAAAUGACAAAACUUGAUGCCACAGACUUUGCAUUGGAAGCGGCCGAUCCUAACCAGAAGCUGAGCAGUGACUCGAAAGCAUCAAAUUCAACAUCAGCGUCUACAACAGUCGGUGCAAGUUGUGAUCCUCAAGAAACAAAUGGUGGUACAGGUGCAAAUACUACCUUACAGAUUUUAGUUGCUGGAUAUGAAGUCAUGGGCAGAAAAGAGAACCAGAGAAUAAGGCAAGCUGUUUUAGGCGACCUAGCGUACGUGGCAUUGUGCUUAGAAGAUCCCUUGAAGGCAUUGGUUGCUGCGAGGUCCCUUCAGCAGCUGCCAGAUUGUUCCAAAAUGUAUCUCUUUCUUAGCUAUGUAUAUGCUGCUGAAUCACUCUGUCGCCUGAACCAACCUAUAGAAGCUGCAGAGCAGUUGUCAGUCUUUGUCACAGAUGGAAGAAACGUCGAGUUGCCAUACACUAAUGAAGACACACAGAAAUGGAGUGAUGAGAAUGGUGCUGAUUGUGGGGAGUUGAAUGGUUCUGCAACCGCCAAAACAGCUGUGGAAGGGACCAAAAAAACCAUGGAAGAGUCUCAAGAUAUGGGUUUCCUGAAGCCGGAAAAGGCUCGUGGGGUACUUUAUGUAAACCUUGCUGCCAUCUCUGCGAUGCAAGGGGUUCUUGAGCAGGCCAGCCACUUCGUAAAGCAAGGUCUCUCUUCUCUGCCCAACAAUCCAAGAGUAUUGCUUGCAGCAGCAUAUGUGGAUCUUCUACAAGGGAAAGCACAAGAGGCUCUCGUGAAGUUGAGAAAGUGUAGGAGGAUAAGAUACCUCUCUACUAACGUGACAAUUAGCAGCUGAGAUUAAUGUUCACCGUCUCAAUACCGGACUCCAUACUGGUGCUAUACUAGCAUAGCAUAAGUAUGGUACGGAAUUUUUUUUUGACGUACCAAAUGUCGAGUAUGUACCUAUUGACUCAACUGUUUCCGCUAUCCCUUCGGAGUCACAGUCGACUACUUCUCCCUCUCAUCCGGAGUCGUUGCGAUUACCAACUGGUUCUGUUACUUAACCAUCUGAGUAACAAACCAAUCUUGUAUCCUGAUCUCCCAACGAAACAGAGAUAUCUCACUGUGUAUUUAUAUUGGCUGUAUCGUAAUGAGAAGUAAUGCAAUUUGUUCUCUCUCU
Molecule: messenger RNA, 2950 nt
Organism: Phoenix dactylifera (date palm)
Lineage: Eukaryota; Viridiplantae; Streptophyta; Magnoliopsida; Arecales; Arecaceae
Source: RefSeq, a predicted model, not a curated record